AUGAAGUUCACGAUUGUUGCCACGAGCGUCUUCGUCGCUCUCGCUUCCGCGCAGGCCUCGACAUUUCUGUGCAGAGACAUUAGCAACAACGUGAUGACGGAUGGAAGUAUUUGCACCGGCGCCGGUGGAAAGGACUUCGGCAGGGGAAUCUGCUGUAUCGCCAAGUCGAACGCUCUGGCGCAGAGCCGAUUUGAUAUUAACUGCGACGAUAAGCUGGGUACUACACAGAACACCGGCGAGGCUUGCGAGCUCUAG
This is a messenger RNA of Colletotrichum chrysophilum, 255 nucleotides long. RefSeq lists its product as uncharacterized. Lineage: Eukaryota; Fungi; Ascomycota; Sordariomycetes; Glomerellales; Glomerellaceae. The coding region runs from base 1 to 255 and encodes 84 amino acids. The transcript has 2 exons. The record is from RefSeq and is a predicted model, not a curated record.